Prionailurus viverrinus (fishing cat) is the source of this 1561-nucleotide messenger RNA. RefSeq names its product ATP23 metallopeptidase and ATP synthase assembly factor homolog (gene ATP23). The record is from RefSeq and is a predicted model, not a curated record. Lineage: Eukaryota; Metazoa; Chordata; Mammalia; Carnivora; Felidae. The transcript has 7 exons. Gene Ontology annotation, biological process: mitochondrial protein processing; mitochondrial proton-transporting ATP synthase complex assembly. Gene Ontology annotation, cellular component: extrinsic component of mitochondrial inner membrane. Gene Ontology annotation, molecular function: metalloendopeptidase activity. Bases 926 to 1312 code for a protein of 128 amino acids.
GCACAGAGCCCGAUGCGGGGCUCGAACCCACCAACCAUGAGAUCAUGACCUGAGCCAAAGUCAGAUGCUUAACCGACUGAGCCACCCAGGCGGCCCAUGACUUACUCUUUCAUAAUAUCCUAUACUGCUUUUUGGAGAAUUUAAUUGGUGCUCUUUUUUCCUGAUUAGCAUACCUAAUUGAAUCAAAUAUCUUUCUAGAUCCCUACGUCAAACUUCUACUUGAUGCCAUGAAGCACUCAGGUUGACAGGUCUGGCUCUCUUCAGACAUCUUCCGCCCUAACUCUAAAUCUCUGGCUCUACCGUUCACCUCCGGUAUUUAGUAAAGACCACACUUAAAGUCUUUGCUGUUAACAAAGAAAGACACUUUUCUUGCGAAGACUGUGAUGGAAAUGUCAGUGGAGGUUUUGAUGCUUCAACAUCUCAGGGUCCUGCUCAGUGUGCUGUUGGCUUUUUGCACUUCUUUCUGAAGGUCUUUCUGAGGAUUUUUCCUGGCAAUUCUAGUAGACUGAGACAGUGGUGGUCAUUCAUUGUUGAUUCAUUGCUCAUUCAGAAACUUGAUAAGAAGCAGUUUACAUAUAUUCUCAUUUAAUUCUCACAAUUCUCUGAGGUAGGUACUCUCAUGAUCUCCUUUUUAUAGUUGAGGAAACUGAGGCACAGAGAGAGGUUAAGAAACGUGCCCAAGGUCACCGAGUUAGUAAGGAGUGGGGCUGGAGUUUGAACCUGUCUGCUGCAUUCCAAAGCCCGCUCCUAAUAUGGUGCUGUGGAGUCCACCAGCUCACCGAGGAUGGCAUUUAAGUGCUGCUGUAGUUGAGAGAGAAGAGGGAGAAGUUGGUCACUGGGAAGGCUUAAUGGAACGGGUACAUUAGAGCCAGACCGUGAUCAGUAGAUUGUUUUAUGCCAGAACAACAUCGGUAGUCAGGCCCAUAUGAACAGAGUGGUCACCCAUGAGCUCAUUCAUGCGUUUGAUCACUGUCGUGCUCACGUCCACUGGUUCACCGAUGUCAGACAUUUGGCCUGCUCGGAGGUUCGAGCUGCUAACCUUAGUGGAGACUGCUCACUUGUGAAUGAAAUAUUCAGGUUGCAUUUUGGAUUAAAACAACACCAUCAGACUUGUGUGCGAGACAGAGCCAUUCUUUCUAUCCUGGCUGUUAGGAAUAUCAGCAAAGAAGUAGCUCAAAAGGCUGUUGAUGAAGUUUUUGAGUCUUGUUUCAAUGACCAUGAACCUUUUGGAAGGAUCCCACAUAACAAGACUUAUGCAAGAUAUGCUCAUAGAGACUUUCAAAACCGUGAUCGGUAUUACUCAAAUAUAUGAAGACAAUGACAUUUUAUGUUAUGGAGCUUCUGUGAUCAUGAAGAAAAUAUUGUUCUCAAGUGGACAAAUAUAUGAAAUGUAAAUGAUCAAUGAAAUACGUUUAAAACACAGAAGAUGCUGAUUCUAGCGUAUGUUCAGAAAAAGUGGCUGUGGUAAAAGUGAAACUGCCUUAACCUCCAAGGCAAAAACUGUAACUUUACAGUUAGCCAUUUGGUAAAUAAGGCAAAUAAAUUACGUUCUUGUAUUUUC